AUGGCAUUCCGCACUCAGAUGCCAGAAAUACAGCCAGAAGCCGACGAAGUUCUGGUCGGACAUUAUGUACCUCUUUUUGUCGACUUCUCAUCCGAAGCCGACGAGAUUCAGGCCUUGCUCUCAAAAAUCGCGCGGUUGGAGGCCGCCCUUGCAGAGAGCAAGAGUUUAAACGAGCAGCUGCGUGUGGACAACAGCGUACUUGAGGGGUCUGUCAGGCGAGGUGCAGCGGUUGUUGAAACCAUGGUCUCGGGAAUGAAGGCUCUCGAGGCGCAGCUUGAGGAAGUAAAGCCACAUAAGACAGUUUAUUUAUAA
Psilocybe cubensis is the source of this 312-nucleotide messenger RNA. RefSeq lists its product as uncharacterized. The record is from RefSeq and is a predicted model, not a curated record. The transcript is spliced from 2 exons. Lineage: Eukaryota; Fungi; Basidiomycota; Agaricomycetes; Agaricales; Agrocybaceae. The coding region runs from base 1 to 312 and encodes 103 amino acids.